Molecule: messenger RNA, 1380 nt
Organism: Klebsormidium nitens
Lineage: Eukaryota; Viridiplantae; Streptophyta; Klebsormidiophyceae; Klebsormidiales; Klebsormidiaceae
Source: the annotation of a GenBank genome assembly
AUGGAAGAUGAUGAUUACUGCAUCGUGGAGUAUGCACAAUUGGAUGCUGACGGGAUGCGCCUUUCAAAGGAAGACUGUGCACUUGCAAGAAAGGCAAAGGAGGUUGCCUGUCAACGUGACCAAAUUUUGCAGCUCCUAGGCGAGAUUAAGGACUCAGUGGGCUCCUUCGACGAAGCUCGCCUGCUGUAUCGCAAUUGGAGGGUGAGAGUACUAAAGUCAUUGAGACGACAGCGGAUCUUUGACGAAUUACCAGAGUUCUCCGGCGUGUGUGGUUCUUGCAGGCAGGACGUGGGGUAUUACAGUGUCCACGCGAUCGUCAAGAGCGGCUCGGUUGAAUGGAUUUGCCACUCAUGUGACGUCAUGGAUAAUCAGGACCUUGCAGAUUUGCGGGCGGCCGUAGAUGCCAACCUCCUCAAGCUGCGAACCUCUUUGAACGAGCUCGCGGAGGUGGCCUCCCUUCAGCAGGUACAGAAGCUGAUCCGCAUAAGGGACGUCUUGAAAGCAUCUGCAAAGGCCCCGGGGGAACGAUACGAAGUGCCUCGAAUCGGUGGUCACGAAUUCUUCGAGUGGAAGCUCUUAGUGAUUGACCCCAUGCCCAACUUUCCUAAAGAGGAACUAGAGAGGAGGGAGUUUUGUGCAAUGAUGUCUACAAAGGAGCGGGCCGAUUUGACCAGACUAAUGAAGCAGGUCGAAAGGCUGCAUCAACGUUAUUUUCAUACGGAUUUGCUGGGGCUGAUCGCCGAUUCGGUGAAGACGCGUAACAUGCACAUGCAGAAGCGCUUCGAGACGAUUCGGAAGCCGGCCCUUUUCGAAAGCCUGUCGCCGGAGGCAGCCAAGGCCCUCUGGGAUGCACAAAAGGGCAAGUGUUCGAGCUGUGGGGACGACAUGCUCUGGAGCAGACUGUUUGGCGGAGGCUGGCUUUGUCCUGAGCUCGACAGGACGGAUGUUCAUAUGGCGCAGUCGAUUGCUUUUGGUAGAGUGGCCAUGCCUGUACAAGCCUUUCGUGAGAGGGAGGAGAGGAGCUACCGAGUCAAGAGGGGGCAACUACCAGCCAGGGUGCACGUUUUGGAGUUCGGACAGGCCGUACUAUGCAACCCCACCGGGAUGCGGGAUAACAAGCUGUGUGCAGUUGCGUUCCCGUCGAAGCCCCUGCUUCAGUCCGUGAAUGCGGUUUUGGAAAACCAGUUCAGGAUUGGGGAUAUGAGCACGGACGCCUUGCUGACUCACAUAGAGACCUUGCAAGAUGUCGAGGGUGUUUUUGAGGUGAAUGACUGCUUCUGCCAGUUGGAGAAUAGGAAGACCUACUACAUGGUCACUCAGAUUCUCAAUGAAGGCGAUGAAGCAUUCAUCUCUGAAAGAGUUCUCGAAUUUGACAACUGA